GCCGCAGCAUCAGCAACAGCAGGACCAACACCAGGAGCAGGAGCAAUCCCAGCCACACAUGGGGGAGAGCAAGAGCCAGAGUCAAAGACAGAGAAGGCCGCCGACGAUGUCGAGGCCCCUGCUGAGGCAGGCACCACUGCGUCGCUCACCGAAAAGGCCAAGCAGGCGUUUGACCAGGCGUCCGAGAACCGGCCGACCACCGAGGCCCGCGACGAGUUCCUCAAGGCAGUUCGGGAGAACCUGGAUGCUCCCAGCACAGCAGACCAGGCCAAUUCUUCUGCGGGCCAGGAGGACGAACAGCACCAACAGCAGCAACAGCAGCAGAAGGCCCCUGAGGUUGAGGCCCCGGAGAAAACAGAAGCUGAGGGCCGAGAGAAGUCUGAAGUCGCCGCCCCGGAGAAGACCGAGGUUGAAGGCGCAGAGCAGGCUGCGGCUGCCACCGAGCAGGCGCCGGGCGAGGACGAGCAGCAGCAGCAGCAGCAGACCUCUGAAAUUGAGGUCCCAGAGAAGACCGAUGCCGAGGCCGAGAAGGCGCCAACCGAACAAGCCGAGGACGUUCCUGCUGACCAGGAGAAGGCGGCCCUUGACACCCAGGACGAGAAGUCCGCCGAAACCGAACAGCAGCCAGCGCCCGAGGAAGCAGAGGCAGCAGCCGCCAAGCCCCAGACGCAGGAGCAGCAAGCCACGUCCCAGGAGCCCGAGACCGUGGAGGGCGAGCCCAACGCCGCCAAAGAAGAGCCCGCCAUUGAGAAAGGUCAAGUAGAACAGCAAGAGGAGCAAAAGGAAGAUUCGGAGCUCAAACCAGACUUCUCCGUCCUCAAGAACGGCACCGUCAACAAGGGCGGCAACGUCGUCUCCCCCGAUAAGAAGAUAGUCGGCCGCGUCAUUGAGGGCGCACUCACCCACCUCGUCGGCAAGAAGGUCGACGAGAACGGUGACAUCUGGAGCAGCAGCGGCAAGGUGAUCGGCAAGGCCGAGCCGAUCCCGGACACGGAGCGCGACGAAAUGUUCAAGGAGCCGGCGCCGUUCGAGAGCUUCCCCGACGCGGUCGUCGACAAGGACGGCAUGGUUGUCAACGGCAAGGGGGAGAUCAUCGGCCGGGUUGUUGAUGGCGACAAGAGCAUUUUGAGGGGUAAGAAUGUGGAUCCGGAUGGUGAUAUUCUGGACCGUGGAGGAAAUGUAAUUGGCAAGGCGGAGCGGUGGGAGCCAGAGCCUGAGAAGGAACCCGAGCCGGAGCCCGAGGUGGACAAGUCUAUUCUGGCCGGGAAGCGGGUGAAUAAAGCCGGGAAUGUGGUUGAUGGGAACGGCGUCAUCUUUGGUCGCGUCGUUGAGGGUGAUGUCAAGCGGAUGGUUGGUCGCAUGUGCGACAAGAAGGGCAACAUCCUCAGCGAGAGCGGCGAUAUCCUUGGCAGGGCUGAGCUCGUCCCCGAGGGCGAGCGCGAGGGCCUGAAGGAGGGCCCGUUUGCUGAGCUCCAAGGCUGCACCGUUGCUAAAGACGGUACCAUCGUCACGCCGGCGGGCGAUAUCGUCGGUCGGCUGACCAGCGGCGACGGUAAAAUCCUGUUCGGGCGCACCGUUGACGAGGACGGUGACAUCCUCGACAAGAACGGUAAUGUUGUUGGCCAUGCCGAGCGCUGGGAGCCGGAGAAGGUGGAACGCAAGAAGAACCCCAUGUCAGGCCGCAAGGUCAACCGUGAGGGCAACGUCGUUGACGAGGACGGCAACAUCAUCGGCAAGCUCACGUCUGGUGACCUUAGCAUCUGCAGCGGCAAGGUGAUUGACGAUGACGGAGACGUCGUCGACUACAAGGGCAACACCGUCGGCCAUUGCUCUCUUCUUCAGGACAUUCCCGUCGAAGAGCCCAAGGAGGAUGAGUCGCCCGAGGAGAAGGAGAAGCGCGAGCAGGCCGAGCGAGAUAGAAAGCUGGCCAUACAGAUGUCUGUCUGCAUCGAGCAGUGCCUGGAGAGCAUCCGGCCCAUCUGCAAGAUGAUCACCGAGAAAAUCGAAAGGGCCGAGCGCACGCCGGAAGACGAGCGCGACGAGGAGCAGCUUGUGGCGGAGGUCCGCCCCCUGAUCGAAGAAGGCGGACGCAUCCUCAACGAAGCCAAGGGCGUCAUCAAGGGCCUGGACCCCGACGGUCGGCUCGCGGCCAACGCCAAGCACAAGACGGCCGCGCGCGAGGCCACGCCCGAGGAGUACCACCUUGCCGACGUGCUCAAGGACCUGACGGGCGACGUGACGCAGUGCAUCGAGAAUGCCAAGAAGAAGCUCGAGGGCAUGCCGCACGCGAAGAAGGAGCUGAACCCGCUCUGGGGAUUGCUAAACGAGCCGCUCUUCCAGAUUCUGGCAGCUGUCGGGUUGUUGCUGGCUGGUGUCCUCAACCUCGUGGGCAGAUUGUUGAGUGGACUCGGACUUGGCGGCAUCAUUGACGGUCUGCUCGGGACCCUGGGCCUGAAUCGUGUCCUUGAGGGACUGGGUCUUGGAGGUCUCUCCCAGGGUCUGAAGGGCGGCAAGAAGGGUGGUGGUGGUGGUGGGCUGCUGGGUGGUAUCCUGGGCGGGAAGUAA
Parathielavia appendiculata is the source of this 2565-nucleotide messenger RNA. RefSeq lists its product as uncharacterized. Lineage: Eukaryota; Fungi; Ascomycota; Sordariomycetes; Sordariales; Chaetomiaceae. The annotation marks the transcript as partial. The record is from RefSeq and is a predicted model, not a curated record. The transcript is spliced from 4 exons.